This is a messenger RNA of Manis pentadactyla (Chinese pangolin), 8333 nucleotides long. RefSeq names its product mastermind like transcriptional coactivator 2 (gene MAML2). The transcript is spliced from 5 exons. Gene Ontology annotation, molecular function: transcription coactivator activity. The record is from RefSeq and is a predicted model, not a curated record. Bases 1016 to 4273 code for a protein of 1085 amino acids. Gene Ontology annotation, cellular component: nucleoplasm; nuclear speck. Gene Ontology annotation, biological process: Notch signaling pathway; positive regulation of transcription of Notch receptor target. Lineage: Eukaryota; Metazoa; Chordata; Mammalia; Pholidota; Manidae.
CCCAGGCCCCCGGGCCGGGCAUGGAGCGCGCGAAAGCGGCCGGAGACGCCUCGGCGCGGCUCGCGGGGAGUUUGUGAGUCGGACCAUCGUUCGUGAGUCGCUCUCGGCAGAGUUCAUCUCUCUCGGUACCGUUUCAGACUGGAGGGCGUCAGCGGGAGAGAAGAAAGCGUGUUGAAGGACCGCUCUCGGCGGCUGCUGGCCUCAGAGCGCUUUCCUGGGCCGGAGACCCCGGGGAAGGAGGACCUCACCGGCGGCCGGGCCGGCCGAGGAGGGAAGCGCGGUCCCCAAGUCGGCGGCUGACAUCGGCAGCGGCUGGAAAGCCGUCUUCCGCUUUUGGGAAAAGACAGCAGCCAACAUCCCGCAGCACCCCGCAGAGGAGAGAACACCGGGGCAGAGGGGAGGGGAGUAGAGAUUAAAGGCCAAGAGACAGGUCUCGGUUUUUGUACAUUUUGAAUAUUGACUUCAAAAAUCUACUGAAAUAGCACUUUUUUUUUCUUCACCUGAGGAAAAGUGAAGGCUGCGGGUUGCAUAGGCCACGGCAGAAAUGUGUUUCUCUGCAGAAACAUACCCAUAAAGAAUUUCCCGACACAACGCGGCGAGGGGGAGCGCGGCGCCCUGCCAGCACCUUUCAGCCCCCUUUGCCGCCCGCCUCUGUCUCCGGCCGGGCGAGCCCUGGGACCCUGUCGCGACCCCCGGGUCGUGCGCUCACGGGGCGCCCGGUGGCUCCCGUGCGCUCGGCGCGGGGAGCCCGCCAACUCCGUCCAACUUCUCCAGAGCUGUCAAGCGCCGUCAGAGUCGGUCAGAGUCUGUCUCCGGCUGAUCCGGGGCGCCGGCCUCUGCCCGUCCUCCUAGCCCUCCUUCCCGGACUCCCUCCCCCGCGCCUGCCCCGCGCCCCCGACCGCCGAGGACCUCCCUCCAUGCGGCCCUGAGCGCCGAGCUCCCAGUGCCAGGAGCUGACGCCCGCCCCGCCUCCGCCAGCCCCGGACCCCGGGGGCAGCGAGCCGAGCCCCGCGGGAUGGGGGACACCGCGCCCCCGCAGGCCCCCGCAGGGCUGGGAGGGGCCGCCGGGCCAGGGCUCCUCGGGGGGGGCCCGGUCGCCCCCAGAGUGCACAGCGCCAUCGUGGAGCGCCUGCGGGCUCGAAUCGCCGUCUGCCGCCAGCACCACCUGAGCUGCGAGGGCCGCUACGAGCGCGGCCGGGCGGAGAGCUCGGACCGGGAGAGGGAGAGCACCCUGCAGCUCCUGAGCCUGGUGCAGCACGGCCAGGGGGCGAGGAGGGUCGGCAAGCACGCCAAGGCUGCGGCCUCGGCGGCCCCCUCGGCGCCCGCCCCGCCCGCCGCGCCCCCGCCCGCCGCCUCCCAGGCGGCGGCCCCCGCCCCGCCGGACUAUCCCCGCCGCCGGGAGCACCUGCUGGGCAGCGGCGGCCACGGGGGCGACGGGGGCACGGACCGGGAACAGCCGCCGGCCUCGGCCCCUGCAGACCAGAGGAACUCAGCGCUGAUUGCGCUCCAGGGUUCCUUGAAAAGAAAACAGGUAGUUAACCUGUCUCCUGCCAACAGCAAGAGGCCUAAUGGCUUUGUCGACAACUCAUUCCUUGAUAUGAAAAGAAUCCGCGUUGGGGAGAACCUCUCUGCAGGACAAGGGGGCCUCCAAGUAAACAAUGGACAAAGUCAGAUUAUGUCAGGGACCUUGCCCAUGAGCCAAGCACCCCUGAGAAAGACUAACACUCUUCCAUCCCAUACACAUUCUCCUGGAAAUGGUAUUUUUACCAUGGGCUUAAAGGAGGUGAAGAAGGAACCGGGAGAGACUCUGUCUUGUAGUAAGCACAUGGACGGCCAAAUUACCCAGGAGAGUAUUUUUUCCAGUAGGUAUGGGGAUGACCCUGGAGAGCAACUCAUGGAUCCAGAGCUGCAGGAGCUGUUCAAUGAACUGACCAACAUAUCUGUGCCUCCCAUGAGUGACCUUGAGCUGGAGAACAUGAUCAAUGCCACCAUAAAGCAGGAUGAUCCAUUUAACAUUGACUUGGGUCAGCAAAGCCAGAGGAGCACCCCCAGGCCCUCCGUGCCCAUGGAGAAGACGGUGAUCAAAAGUGAAUACUCACCUGGUCUGACCCAGGGCCCCUCGGGCUCUCCACAGUUAAGGCCCCCAUCAGCUGGCCCCGUAUUCUCCAUGGCCAGCUCUGCCCUGUCCACUUCAUCCCCAGUCCCUUCUGUCCCUCAGAGCCAGGCUCAGCCUCAGACAGCUUCAGGAGCAAGCCGGGCCCUGCCAAGCUGGCAGGAAGUUUCCCAUGCCCAACAGCUAAAACAGAUAGCCGCCAAUCGUCAGCAGCAUGCCCGGAUGCCGCAGCACCAGCCUGCCAACUGGUCAGCCUUGCCCUCUUCCACCGGGCCAUCCCCAGGUCCCUUUGUACAGGAGAAGAUCCCCAGCCCUUCUUUCAGUCAGCAGCCAUUCAGCCCACAGAGCUCUCCCAUGUCUGGGGUGGCAGGGGGCAGCAGCCAGUCAAAAGCAAUGGCUAACUACAUAUACAAGGCCAGCCCGUCAGCCCAGGCAGGGCAUCUGGAUGUGCUCAUGCAGCAAAAGCCUCAGGAUCUCAGUCGAAGUUUUAUUAACAACCCGCACACAGCCAUGGAGCCCCGUCAUGGCAACACCAAGCCUUUGUUCCAUUUUAACUCAGAUCAAGCAAACCAGCAGAUGCCUUCGGUUUUGCCUUCCCAGAACAAGCCUUCUCUCCUACACUACACCCAGCAGCAGAGCUCAGUGUCUGCACAGCCACCACCGCCGCAGCAGCCACAGCCGCCAGCCCAGCCGCUGGCCCAGUCCACCCAACCUCUACCAAGCCAGCCUUUGCUAAGGUCGCCCUUGCCACUUCAGCAGAAGAUCCUGCUCCAGAAAAUGCAGGGUCAGACCCUCACGGGACUGGGGUAUCAAGUCUCCCAGCAGCACAGACAGGAUCAGCACUCUGUGGUAGGCCAGAACACAGGCCCCAGUCCAAGUCCCAACUCCUGCUCAAAUCCAAACACUGGAAGUGGUUUCAUGAACUCUCAGCAAUCACUGUUGAAUCAGCAGUUGAUGGGAAAGAAACAGACUCUACAGAGGCAGAUCAUGGAGCAGAAACAGCAACUUCUCCUCCAGCAGCAGAUGCUGGUUGAUGUGGAGAAAAUUGCUCCACAAGAUCAAAUAAAUAGACAUUUGACAAGGCCACCCCCAGAUUAUAAAGACCAAAGAAGAAAUGUGGGUAAUAUGCAACCAACUGCUCAAUAUUCUGGUGGCUCCCCAGCAGUGAGUUUAAACUCUAACCAGGCUUUGACAAACCCAGUUUCAACACACACCAUUUUAACUCCAAAUUCCAACCUCAUGUCUGCUUCCCAUGGGACAAGAAUGCCAUUGUUAUCCACAGCAGUUCAGAACAUAGGGAUGUAUGGAAAUCUGCCGUGUAAUCAGCCUGGUACAUACAGCGUCACUUCAGGAAUGAGUCAAUUGACCCAACAAAGAAACCCAAAUCAAUUGAUAGCAAAUCAGAACAACCCUAUGAUGCCACGGCCUCCUCCUACCUUAGGGUCAAGUAAUAAUAACAAUAAUGCGGCAGCUUUCGGGGCCGGACCCGUUGGCAAUUCACAACUGAGACCAAAUUUAACUGCUAGUAUGGCGAGCGUGCCGGCCCAGAGAGCCGCGAACGUGAUGAUCACCCCCAGCGCGUCAGCAGCAGACUGGGGCUCCCAAGAAGCAACAGCCAAACAGCAGGAAGCCCCGAAGCCCGCGGGCACCCGCCUGCCCACAGGGGCACCCGCCGCCUUCGCCCCAAACCAGGCCCUGCAGCAGGCGGUGGGCAGCCCGCAGUUUCCCCAGAGGGCCGGGGCUCCCUCCAGCCAGUUAACACCAGCGGUGCACAUGAGGCCCAUGGGCCAAACGCUGAAUGGCCAAACCACGGGCCCGCUCCGGGGUCUGAAUCUCAGACCCAGUCCGCUGAGCACACAGGUUCUGCCUAAUUUGAACCAGUCCGGAACAGGGCUGAGCCAGUCGCGGACAGGCGUAAGCCAGCCCGCCCCGCUGGCCGCCGGCAGUUUCCCGUCACCCAGCCAAAGUUCCAGGGCUUUCCAAGGAGCUGACCACGGCAGUGACUUAGCCUUCGACUUCCUCCACCAACAGUCCGAUAGCAUGGGCCCGGCCCUCAACAGCGAUGCUGAUUUCAUUGAUUCUUUGCUGAAGACAGAGCCUGGCAAUGAUGACUGGAUGAAAGACAUCAAUCUUGAUGAAAUCUUGGGGAACAACUCCUAAAGGAGGAAAGGGAGACGAUUCUCAAACUCCCAGCACUGAGGCGAUAUUUCUGUUGACUUUUAGUGGGACUAUGUUAAGACACCGUGGCUUAAAAAUGGAAAGCAGAAAGUAACGGUAGGGGUGACCAUUUCGGGCCAAGUGCUUGUUUUAAAUCUCAAACCUGAAAGGGAAACACUGGGAUCACUUUUCCCCACCUAAACUCCAGGAUGCAGUAUCCAGUUUGUCUGAACAGAACUGUGAUGUUGAUGUGUAAUUAGCUGUAUAAAAUAGUCUUCCUAAGCUCCUUUUCUCCCUGAAAGAAAAGUAAUAGGACAUGUGGCUUGUCAAACCCCAUUUUGCGCAGAGGUACUAGUUCCAAGAAAGAAGCAACAAAUUCCUUAAUUUGCUUUAACAGAUCUAAGUGUGGUUUAAUCUUUCCACUCUGUCAUUUCAUUUAGUUUUUCUAGAAUUUCUAGGGUAGAUUAAAAUGAUAUAGGUUUGUUUGGAGUAACCAGUGUCCUAAGAAAGCCAGAGCACUUAGAGAGCACUCGGUGGGAUCAUAGAAUUUCUUCCCCAGAUUUCCCCUUUGCAUUUUCAGUUUUCCCACAUAUUCUUCAGCAAGAUGCUGUGUCUAGUGAUGAAACAAGAAUGCAGAACUGUCCAACUUUCUUUGGGCUUCCACAACCAGUUUCUGAAUCUGUUUCCAAGUCUUAAAGUAAUUACAACCUGUCCUAAUCAUACUGAAGUAAUAGGGCACACCUGACCACAUCAGAGUUCACUGUGUAAAAAGGUGAUGAGAGGCCUCCUGUCAUGAUGCCUGCUGGUUAGUUUCUGAGCUGAGUGCAGCUGAACUUGGUCCUCCCUGCUUGUCUUGAUGACCAGUAGCUAAUUUGUAAGAAAAGGAAGUUUGGAAACCAAAACUGAGAUUAGGAGGUAUCAUGUUUUGGUUGGAGAUAAGAAACAAAAGAUCAGAACCAGGGAUGGCAGGUACAGGUGGGUGCAGAUCUAGUUCACAGGGUUUGAAGAAAAGCAUAAGCAAGAGAGAAAAUACUCUGUCCUGAUUUGGACAGAUUAUUUGGGUAAACAGUUCAAUGGACUGUGAUCUGUUAGUAGCAGUCUAUUCAUUCUUCUGUUCCUGAUGUGAUGAAUCAUUGCCACAUGCUAGAUGGAUGCUUCAUAUCCAGGUUUCCUCCCUCAGGGCUGAGCACUGUGUCAUAGAAAGAGUAUUCGUUGAGUCAUGUAACCCCAGUGCCCCAAUACAGAUCCGUUGCAAAAUGGGGAAGAUGUGUGCCGAUUUGGGAUGGAUGCAAAUAUCACUAGCAUUUUCCUAAUUAAAGGUGAGAAUUAUACCUGAAAGCAGUUUAUCUUCAGUCUUUUUACUUAUACUCACAUAUUCAAUUAUCAAAUAUAAUUUAACUGAAGGUAAUAACUAAGUCUUUAAGUACCUGUUCUAAAAAGAACACAUUUUGGAAGUUCUUUUAAGUCCUCUCCCAAUCUUUAAAAUGUCUAGAAGCACUCUCUUUCUUUUACAUAAUACCAAUAUACUGGCCCAGAAUCUUUUCUGUGCUGGGUUGUAAAUAUUAAUAAAUUACGUGUUUUGUAAACUUUUGUAAAGAAUAUUUUGGUAGAAAUACUUAAAACAUAUUCUUUGGGUUAUAUUUAUACAUAUGUGAAAUAAAUAUACUAUCAAAAGGUUAUAUUUUAUACAAAAAGUAAAUUGUUACCUUUUGUAUGCUAAUAUACAAAGUUUUAUAUAAUAUGAUGGUUUAUUUUUAGCUCUACACUUAAACCAUAGGUGGUCAAGUGGAACUUUUGAAAACUAUCAAGAGGCUUGUUAGACAAAUUUAUAUUCUGAAACCUCAAUAAGAAAGCAUUCCAGGUUUCAAUCUUUUCCUUUUUUUUUUCUGCCCCUACAUUCUUUUUUAAACUCAUAGUUCUUGUGUCCUGUUUGAUUAUUCUGCUGUGCACAUUGUAUCGGUCCUUGUUGCAUGUGGUCUACUGUGUGGUUUCCCAUUUUAUAAAAGUGUUUCUCCAUGCAAAAACAGUAAGGAAAAAGUUAUGUACAUAUAAACACUUUUAUUUUAUGACUCCUCCAUGUUACUGUAUAUAUCUGCCAGCACUUCCCAGUUACACUCCUGUGAGUCAGCUUAUUUUUACCCUAACAUAAAUAGUAUGUUUUGUAGUAGCUAUCAAAUUUAAGAGAUAAAACAAUCAGAAUGUUUGGAUUUUCUUCUAUCGCAAUGUGAAUUUCAUAAUUAAUGUCUAUUUAUUCAGCUAUUCAUUAAAAUACAGGAUUCUUUGGGAAAAAAAUGGUGUAGUCUAUAGUUUCUGUUUGUUGGCAGCCUGUUACCAAAGAUGACAUAAUUUUCCUGAAAGCUGAGAUAAUGACAAUUGGAUAGACCUAGGUAGCCAAAAUUUUAGGAUUUAUGAUUUAAAAGCAAUCUCCCAUUUAUAGACUACUUAGUUGUUGGCAUUGUUUAUCAUUCUGACAUAUUUAUACAAGAGGUAGAAGUAAUUUUUCUUUUCUUUUUUUUAAUUUGAAGACUAGAAAGCCAUUAAAGCAAAUAAUUCACUCUUGGCUUUGUGUUAAGCCCAAUAAAGAUAAAUAACUGCUCUAGGUGAAUGCACUAAUAUUACUUGCAUUACUGUAACUGUACCAAUAACUGUAAAAUUUUCAACCUGUAAAACGAGUAUUUUGUAUUGUGUGUAAUUUCAUGUGUUAAAAAAUAGUUUUUAAAAAUUCAUAAGUGGUUCUCUUGUAUGAAAUCAUACUUUCAGCUACCAGCAGUGUUGUUGCUCCAUCACAGAAAGUUCUGAGAACUAUCAAUAGUGAUGGGCAAAUUUAUUCUCUGGGAAGCUUCUAAUACUGGUGAAAUGCAGACUUGUCUCAUUUCUUUGGUUCACUUACAAUACACUUAGUAUGAAGAUUUUAUAUGCACAACACCUACUAAAUACGGGAGAAACUGCCUACUUUUCAGGCACAGUGGGGCUCUGCCUGGCCUGCUAUGUGGCAUUUGUUUGGACCAGGCUGAGUGGACACAGCACCAGGAGAACAAGCCUCACUGAACAUAUUUACACAGUCCUUCUUCAGAGUCAAGGAGGUUGAGAGAAAUGUGGGCCUUUGUAGGAGGUGUGGGAAUUCAUUCCAACCAAAUUUUCUGCUGCACUGUUGAAAUAAGGUGCUAGGUUUCCAUUGUCUCUUUUAUCUCUGCCAAAAAGAUACGUGGCAUCAUCCUUUUUAUUAGCAUUAUUAAUGGAGCAAUAAUAAAACUGACAUUUUAUAUAGCUGUUGUCCAAUGGCUCUGGAAAGUUGGAUAGUAAACAAAUAAUAUCAAUAAAGAUAAAUCAAAUAUACACAAAUUAAGAGAAAAAAAUGUGUACUUCUAAAAUUAUGUCUGGAUCCCAGCAUGAACCCAUGGGAGCAGACCUGAGAGAAAAACACAGAAAGAGAAAGAAAGCUCAGCUUCUUCCAAUUCUGUGGUGCCAAAGGCAGUUCAAACUCUUAAAUGUUCUAUUAUUUCCAUUUUCUAUUUCUCUGUGUUUUCUCACCCCAAAAUGAGGGUUUGGGGUUGAACUAGCUCCACACUCCUUUCUAACUCUAAAACUCUGUGAUUAAUUUUUUUCCCAAAGCUAAGUGGAAAAAUCAAUCAAAAAGGACUCCAUAGUAUCAUUUUAAAAUAAAGAAAUCACCGUUCACUCAACCUUUUGAAAAUUUUCAGAUUAUCAGUGAACUUUACUGAACAAAGCAGUCAUCUCCUUUAAAAUUAAAUCAUAUAAAAAUGAAAUUUCAUCAUAGGGCAGAACUAUAUUGUAGCCAAACCGAAAGGUUGUGUGGAUAAUGUAGGUGCCUAAUGACUAAAUGCAAAUCAAGUUCUGAAGCCAAAAGUUGGAAUGUGAUAAUAAAUGCUCAUUGUCCUGUGAGAUCAUAGAAUAACAUAAAAUAUUUGCCUACUAAGGAGGAGAAAACCAAUACUUCAGUGUAUUUAUUCCAUUGGGUGUAUAUAUACAUAUGUGUAUAUAUACACACAUAUAUAAAAUAGGUAAUAUAAGACCUAUAAAAUGUGUGAUAUAUGAUAAACAA